Messenger RNA from Strongylus vulgaris, 471 nucleotides. The record is from the annotation of a GenBank genome assembly. Lineage: Eukaryota; Metazoa; Nematoda; Chromadorea; Rhabditida; Strongylidae.
AAAACUCGUGUAAAUGCUUUCUGGUUCCGCCUUGCAAUACUCUCAUUCUUCGUUUUGCAGCGAUUUUCACGUUCUUGCCCACUCAGCAAAAAUCUGGUGGAUCUUGCUGUAAUCGCCGAGAGCACAGCAACGGAACGGAUCGAAAACGCGUUUUCGACAGCCACAAGAGAAUUCAAAGUGGCGCGAUUGUUGAAUGUCCGAGGAAACUCUUCUGUUCAAAAGGUAGCCUUUAGCCAACCAGCUCUUUCCUGCGACCUGUGCUUCGGCUAUUUUCCGCCUUUUGUCGGUCGAGUCCUUCGUUUCCCAACCUGUCGCCCCGUCAUCGACAGCUACGUCAUCCCAGCGCUACCACCCAUUGCGCAGCAUUUUCUCAGUGGGGAAAUCUCUCCCGACAUGUUCGACACCAAACGCGUAGCUCCGAUUAAAGUCAUCGGGACCGUUGCCCUCAACCCCACGCUCCCAGUCUCAUAA